Messenger RNA from Budorcas taxicolor (takin), 696 nucleotides. RefSeq names its product eukaryotic translation initiation factor 4E family member 1B (gene EIF4E1B). NCBI's taxonomy places the organism in Eukaryota, Metazoa, Chordata, Mammalia, Artiodactyla, Bovidae. Gene Ontology annotation, cellular component: eukaryotic translation initiation factor 4F complex; cytoplasm. The transcript is spliced from 7 exons. The record is from RefSeq and is a predicted model, not a curated record. Bases 1 to 696 code for a protein of 231 amino acids. Gene Ontology annotation, molecular function: translation initiation factor activity; RNA 7-methylguanosine cap binding. Gene Ontology annotation, biological process: translational initiation.
AUGGCUGCCGCCCGCCCUGCUGAAGAGGCUGAGGAUGGGAUCCAAAAGUGGAAGAAAGAGGAGGAGAAGGAGGAGGAGGAGGCAGCCGCCGGGCCGUGCAUGGGAGAGGAGGCUCUGAGGAAGGCCCCGGAGGAGGGCAAGCUGGACUUACACCCACUGCUCAACAGGUGGGCUCUGUGGUUCUUCAAAAAUGACCGCAGCCGAGCCUGGCAGAACAACCUGCAUCGGGUCACCAAGUUCAACACCGUGGAGGACUUCUGGGCGAUAUAUAAUAAUAUCCAGCUGGCCAGUAAGCUCUCUUCCGGCUGUGACUACGCCCUGUUCAAGGAUGGCAUUAAGCCCAUGUGGGAAGACAGCAGGAAUAAGCGGGGUGGCCGCUGGCUGGUCAGCCUCACGAAGCAGCAGCGCCACAUUGAGCUGGACCACCUGUGGCUGGAGACACUGCUGUGUCUCAUCGGGGAGAGCUUUGGGGAGCACAGCCAGGAAGUGUGUGGGGCCGUCAUCAACAUCCGAGCCAAGGGGGACAAGAUUGCUGUGUGGACACGAGAGGCAGAGAACCAGGAGGGCGUGCUACACAUUGGACGUGUCUACAAAGAGCGCCUGGGCCUCUCCACAAAGACCAUCAUUGGGUACCAGGCCCACGCAGACACAGCCACCAAGAGCAACUCCUUAGCCAAGAACAAAUUUGUGGUGUGA